Rotaria sp. Silwood1 is the source of this 2670-nucleotide messenger RNA. NCBI's taxonomy places the organism in Eukaryota, Metazoa, Rotifera, Eurotatoria, Philodinida, Philodinidae. The record is from the annotation of a GenBank genome assembly.
AUGGUAUUAGUCACCGAUGAAUCGCGAAGUUUUACAUUUUUUCUGUACAAUGAUUUACAAUGGGCUAGCCAAAGUGCAGGUGGACCUUAUGCCCAGGCUGGUUUCAACGCUGGUGAUGGAAUAACUGCUACGAUGCUCAAGUAUUCUCGUACACAAAACAUAAUAUUACUUGUUAAUGAGAGUAAUGUAAAUGCUCCCGGUCUCUUUGCAUUUCGAAUAGAUACUGCUAAUAUCGAAGCCGGUGGAUGCAAUGAAAAUGGUUCACUGACUCAUUAUCCUGUUCGUGGAGAUCAGAUUGGAGGUGCAACGAUCACUCUACGAGGUCCCUGUUUCGAUACAAAUAAAACAGUGAUUUUAUGCCGCUUUGGUGAAUUCGGAACUGUAUACGGUUGGAUCCAGAGUGAAUUUCGAGCUGUAUGCAUCUCACCUCUGGCAGCAUAUCCUAAUGUUGUUAAUUUAAGCGUUUCCUUUGAUAAUGAAGAAGUCAUUCUCCGUAAAAAUCAUAGUGCUGAUCAAGUCGUCUUUUGGAAUGACACAAUAGAACUGGAAUGGGCUUUCUCAUCAACAUUAUUAACAGAAAACUCUUCUGAUGCUCUCAUUGAUAUAGACUAUGAAAUAUUUCAGCCUGAUGAAGAGAGCACUCGUCGGCGAGCACGCGCAUCAAACCAAGAUGUUGAUAUCAAAAUUGGUACGGUGUAUACAUUGGUCACAGACAUCCGACCACAAGUCGGUCGUCAAACAAUUCAAAUCAAUCUAUCAGAUACGGCUCUUCAACAGCAGCGUAUACUACCAAUAGGAGCUGUGAUUGUUGGAGCUUUCCGCAUUGGUAUUUACAUAUAUCGAGGUUACAAGAUUUAUAGAUCUGUGAAAACACUUGUCAAAAUUAUUCAGAAAGCAUCUGGCGUCGCCUGUGAUCUUUGGAGCGAUAAUGAACCAGAUCCUUCAACAUGGAAUCAAAAUCUUCUUCCAUGCCCAAAUACUGCUCGACAAGCUCAAGUAGCUCGGGCUCAAUAUGAGCCUGACGCACUAUGCAGAGAUGGGCGAUCGGUACCCACAUGGAUUUCGUUAGUUGGAAACUGCUGGUACCAUCAAGGGCGACCAGAAUUCAAUGAGGAUAAUGCAGCUGCUUGUUAUCGAUCAAUAAGAUCAAAUGAAAAUGGUGCUGGUGGUCAAUGUUGUUAUAACGAAGGAGGCCAGUUAAUUACACGAGGAACAGGUGCUGGAAGUGAUGAUCGAUAUCAUAGUGGUCAGACGUUUUGGAAACAUCAGUUUCACGACGUAAUUACAUUCCUCGCUUGCUGUAAAUUUCAAUCUGACCCAACAAAAUGUGACAAAUAUCUUGAACGUCGGCCAUCUCGACCAGGUAGCAAUACUAUGGGUCAAUUCGGUGGUGCAUGGGGUGAUCCUCACUUUUUGACAUUAGAUGGAACCUCCUACACAUUCAAUGGUUAUGGAGAAUAUAUUUAUUUGGUGAUUCCAUCGAAAGCGUCGAUUGCCUUCGACAUUAAUAGUCCACUUCAAUUUGAAUCGCAAAUCCGGUCGACAACUUUAAGUGCAAAUAUGACUGAUGUCACUGCUAUCAAAGCUUUUGCUGCUCGUGUUGAUUCCAUGAGUAUCAGUAUUACGGUAUCUCGACGAAAUCAAUUACUUGUGUAUCUCAAUAACGAAGAACUGACAUUCGAGAUUGAUUCAGAUACAGAAACACAGUUCGAUACAAUCACGUUACGAUUCGAUGGGUUCUCCAUCACCAAAAAUCUGACUAAUAAUCAAUUUACACUUUCAUGGUCUCUCGGAGUCAGUAUCCAAGUUACACCCGUAAUUGUUAAUACAGCGUCGACCCUAGUGUUAAAUGUAGCCGCAGCGGUUGGUGGUAACUUUAAAGGUAAUUGGACGUUAGGCUUGAUUGGUAGCUAUGAUGGUAAUCCAAUGAAUGAUUUACGCGACAAAAACGGGACAGUUGUUGGUACUGUCAACAUGCUGACCCCACAACAGAUUCAUGAGCUAUACGGCAUGUCUUGGGCUAUCGAUCCAACACGUUCACUAUUCUAUUAUGAAACGAAUGACAAUGCAUCAUUCUAUGCAUAUCAAAAUCAGCGUUAUCGUCCGCGAUUCGUUGAACCUGUUGCUGGGUCACUAGAAUCGGAUGCUCGUGAAGCUUGUAACAUUCCGAUGAACGCCACUAGCUCAUCUGAAUGGACUCCAAUUCAAAGAACUUGCUAUUACGAUAUUGCUGUCACUCAAGAUAUUGAUUUUGGACUUGUCUCACGUCAAGCUGCAGAGCAACAAACUGAACAACGAGAAGCCAUACGUAAUCCACCUCAAUUCAAUUCUCAACUUUCUCUAACACGAAUAGUUUUUAUUGAUCAGCUAGUAGAAAUAUCGUUUCAAGCUAUUAGUGAAUUCAGUUCCAGUAUUAUUUACAAACUUCUACAUGGUCCGGAUGAAGCAACCUUGGACGAAGCCACAGGUCAAUUUCAAUGGACCGUACCGAGAGGCACAGUUGUUAGCAGUCGAAUUCCUGUGAAAGUUAGUGCUCAAGAUACAACCUAUAAUUUUACAUCAGCAUAUGAACUUGUACUUAAAAUUCAACAGAAAAGCAUCGCAUCCAUAUUCACCAUCUCAACACUCUUAUUAAUCUUGCUAUUCAUUACAGAAAUAAUGAUUCUAUAA